Artibeus jamaicensis (Jamaican fruit-eating bat) is the source of this 9645-nucleotide messenger RNA. It is a transcript of the gene ADNP2, whose product is annotated as ADNP homeobox 2. Gene Ontology annotation, biological process: regulation of gene expression. The transcript has 7 exons. Gene Ontology annotation, cellular component: nucleus. Gene Ontology annotation, molecular function: DNA binding. Bases 4482 to 7988 code for a protein of 1168 amino acids. The record is from RefSeq and is a predicted model, not a curated record. Lineage: Eukaryota; Metazoa; Chordata; Mammalia; Chiroptera; Phyllostomidae.
UUCAGGUUCCAGGGGCUUGGACGCCCUCACUUUCUAGAAGGCGUGUUGACAUCCUGUUUGAAGAAGAGCAUGUGGGGUGGGAGAUAGUAUUGCAUUAUCUUUGGAAAACUGACUGCCACUGACUGCAUAAGCUGUUACUCUGAGUGUUUAAUGCCCCAGUUGUCUCAUACUUGGCUUGUGGGAACUUCUUCAAACUGGUUUCCGUCCAGUCCUGACACAUCUCACCAUUCUUUGACCAGCUUCCUUAGCUUCUGGCACAAGGUGUUUCAGGAGCAGCUUGUCUUUUCGGUGUUCCAGCCUUCAGAUCGACUGUUUUUCUAAGGAGCCUGUUUCCUUUUCAUGGACAGUGGUAUUUAGAAAUUGAGGUUUGUGCCCAUGAGUGUUCACCGCUACUGGGCUGUGUGACUGCUCCGAGGGCAGAGCUGUGGAAUAUACACACCCAGUUAUUUUCUGUGGGUGGGGGUUACAAGCAGGACAGCAACACCUGUGCCUUCUUGUCCAGUCAAGUAUCACAGGGCUUAUUUUAAUUUCAUGCCUUUUCAGAUAUUUUAAAAGCAGAUUUAUUGAGCUAUAAUUUAUGUACCAUAUAGUUCACCUGUUUAAAGCAUACAGUUCACUUUUAGUACAUUUGCAGGGUUGUGCUGCCAUCCCCACGGUCAGCUUUAGGACGUUGUCUUUAAUCCAAAAAGAAGCUUCCCCUGCCCUGACCCAUGUGGCUCUCAGUGGGUUGGGCGUUGUCCUCAGAGGGAAGCGUCACUGGUUUGAUUCCUGGUUGGGGCAGGUGCCUGGGUUGCAGGUUCAGUCCCCAGUUAGGGGUGAGCAGGAGGCAACCAAUUGAUGUUCCUGGUGUUGCUGUUUCUCUCCCUCUCUUUCUCCCUCCUUCCCUUUCCUCUAAAAAAAUAAGAAUAAAUAAAAUCUAAGAAGAAAAGGAAGCCUGGGUUCCUUGGCUUACCACCUCCUGGGUCUCCUCAGCCUCUGCUCAGCCAUCCCCUCCUCAGCCCUGGGCAACCCACGUUGACCGUCUGUGUCUGUGUGUACCUUGUCUGUUCUGGGCACGACGUGGCAGUGGAUUCAGACAACACGUGGCCUUUGUGUCUGGCUUCGGCCACUGAGCACCAUGUUCCCCAAGGCUCCUCCACACUGUGACACGUGUUGGCACUUUAUCUCUUUUCAGGGCCAAAUGAUACUCAUCGUAAUUACAGCUGUCCCAGUAGGUGCGAAGCAGUGUCACCACACUGGUUUCCGUGUGCAUCUCCACGUGGCUAAUGUUGAGCAUCUGCUAUGUACUGAACAGCCAUUGGUGUAUUGUCUUUGGAGAAGUAGGGAUUCGGGUCCUUUGCCCAUUUAAUCCAUUGCCAAAUCCAGGGUCAUGAAGAUUUAUGCUGAUGUUUUUUCUGAAAAUUUCAAAAAUGUUUCAAAUUCCCGUGGAAAAUCUCGACAACAUCAGGAAGGUACGAAAAAAGGUGAAAAGCAUUCUUGUGGACAUUGGGCUCGAGAGCUGCAAGGAGCUGCUGCAGAGAGAGAGGAAGAGAGAUAUCGAUGUGAGAGAGAAACAGGACCAAACCCACAACCCAGGCCUGUGCCCUGACUGGGAAUUGAACUGGUGACCCUUUGCUUUUGCAGGACCAUACUCAACCAACUGAGCCACACUGGUCAGGGCUGACCUCGGUUUUUAAAUGAAAUUCUGUUACAAAAUUGGUUUUGUUUUAUUUUCAAAUAAAACAUCAGUAACCAUUUCAAUGGAAAUUUUCAUCCUGGAGUCCUUUUUUAAACAUUGGUAUAGAACUGAAUAGUCUUCACUCACUUUUGCUUCCUUAGUCAGCCUGGUGGGUUUGCUCAUGUAAUUUGCUCAAGACUUGACUUUUUCUUCCGAGAGUAGAUGGACGCACACCUCAAACGGCGGGCGGGUUAAGAGAUCUGAACAGCUUACAAAUAUCAUUAGUUAGACUGACUGCUGGGUUAAAUGUUGCUAAUUUUUUUGCGGGAAAUUUUUUGUUUUAAUUAAUUUGUAGUUGGUUCUAUAUUUACUAAAUUUUAAAAACCUCGAGCACUGUAAAAGUUUGUUACAGAGCAGUUAGAAGAUGCUGUGUACACAGAAAUGUAGCGAGGAAGGGAAGACUGAGUCGUGCGCGGUUGCCCCACUGUCCCCAUUGCUGCUGCUGUUAUGUGUUUCCCACAUCUUCUCAAACGGGACCUGUCCAAAUGGGACUGUGCGGGUCUCACCUUUCCACGGACUUUCACAGCGAGAGCGUUCCCCACAUCGCACGCAUCGCCCUUAAUCCGCCAUAGCGUUCAGAGCUUCUUGUUUUCAAGCAACAGAAACUCCUGCUGACCAGCUCAGAAGGGGAUUUGUUGGAAGUCCUCUGCUGGGGAGAAGGUGAGCCCUGCAGAUACGGUGCUGGGCACCUGCCCGUGGUCUUCUCUGCGCCUUUCUUUUAUUUCGGUUGUAAAUGUCUUCGGUUAAUCAGGUAGCAUUUUCAGUGUCCUCGACUUUCACCUCCUUGGUUAAAUUUAUGCUUAGGCAGAUUAUUUUCGAUGGUAUUGAAAAUGGAAUUGUUUUCUUUAUCUCCUUUUCAGAUCAUUUAUUGCAGGUUUGUAGAAACACAACUGACUUGUGUGUGUUGGUUUUUAACCUGCAGGUCUACUGAACUUAUUACUUCUGGUAGGUGUGUGUGUAUGGAAUUUUUGACAUUUUCUGUAGAUAGAAUUAUGUGAUUUGUGAAUAGAAAUAGUUUUCCUUCUUUUCUUUCAACUUGGAUGUCUUUUAUUUCUUUUUCUGACCUAAUUGCUCUGGCUAGAACUUGAGUGCAGCACUAUUGACGAACAGUGGUGAAAGCCAGCACCCUUGUCUUCGUCCCGAUCUUAGGGGAAGCCUUCAGUCUGUCACCAUGGAGCAGGAUGGCUUUGGUAAAAUGCCGUGUGUCUUGCUGAGGGAGUCCCUGAAUACACUUUGUCCUGGGAGGAAGCUGGACCCUGUCAGAGGCCUGCUCUGUGUCGGCGAAGACGAUUGUGUGGUUUUCUCCCUCCUCUCCUGGUGGCGUGUGGUGUCGCACUGGUAGAUUUUCUCAUGCUGAGCACUCCGCCCUGGUGUUUUUGGUAUAAGUCCCACUUGGAUAUAGUACACAGUCUUUUUUCAUAUACUGCAGGGUUGUGUUUGCUAGGAUUUUGGUGAGGGUUUUUCAUCUUUAUUUAUGAAGACUUUGUAAUUUUCUUUUCUGGCAGUGUCUGUAUUUGGCUCUGAUAUCAGGGCCCUAGACAUUUCCUUGUUUGACUUUUUUGAUUACUGUUUUAAUCUCUACUUGUUAGUUGUCUUUUGAAAUUUUUUGUUUCUUCUUGAAUCAGUUUAGGUAAUUCUGUGUGUUUCUGGGACUCUUUCCAGUUCAUUUACUUUAUCUGUGUGCAUACAGUCGUUGAUAGUAUUUAUUCUCAUCUAACCUUUUUACUUCUCUGAGCUCAGUUGUAAUGCCCCCACUUACAUUUCUGAUUUUAAUAAUUUUUAUCUUCUCUCUUUUCUCUCUCAGUGUAGUUAAACAUUUGUAAAUUUUGUUAAUUUUUUCAAAUAAGCAACUUUUGGUUUGUUUGAUUUUACUUUUUUUCUUUGCUCAGUUCCCAGGUAAUUUUGAUCUUAAUGCGCAGCUGGAGGUUGAGAGCCCUUCUCUCCACGCGUUCUGCUCAGCUCAGCUCUGAGCACCAGGAAGCCGAGGCAUGGAGCACAUGGGCUUCUGCUGAAUUCUGUUUUAAUGCUACAUGGCAGUCGUGUGAAAUUUGCUCUUAACAUGUUUUCACUUACAUUUGUUAUUUUGCUGAGAGUCCCCAUGUGAAACAUGACAAGGAGUUUCUUCGUAGCACUGCUGCUAGGAGUGUAUGUGGCAUAUGUGAGUGCACCAGACCUACGGCGCCAUCAGUCCUGCCCCUUUCUGCUGUGAGGUCACCCCGGCUGGCUGCGCCCGCUCCGCAGAUGGCGACUCUGUUCCACAGUCGUCCGGAGGCAGAGGAGUGCAGCCCUGGGUUGGAAUAAGAAACACAAAUGGGGUCAGUGGAGAAGUAGGGAAGAUACUGGGGGUUCUUUCUGGGUGUGGGGUGUCUCUAUAUUUAUGGUGAGAAUUUUUUUAAAAGAUUUUAUUUAUUUAUCUUUUUUAGAGGGGAAGGGAAGGAGAGAGGGAGAGAAAUAUCAAUGUAUGGUUGCCUCUCAUGCGUCUCCUGCUGGGAACUGGCCUGCAACUCAGGCGUGUGCCCUGACUGGGAAUCAAACUGCGACCCUUUGGUUCGCAGGCCUGCACUCAGUCCACUGAGCUACACCAGCCAGGGCUUAUGGUGAGAAUUUUGUUGACACUGUGUAACUGGGUCCUGUUAUACCCAGUCUGAUAGUCUGUGCCUCUUAAUUUCAGAACUUCAACCUGGUUUAGGCAAACUGUGGCCCAGAGCAGGGGCCACAUCUGGCGCUCUGUCCGCACACCUUCCAGAGCACAGCUGGGGCCCGUAUGUUGUCCCUGCUGCCCUGUGUGCGAUGGCGGGGUCAGGUCAUGGGGUCAAGUCACGGGCUCAGAGCCCACACUGCUGCGGGGACCUGCCGAGGGCCUUGCUGGGCCUUCACGGAGACUCACCAGCCCCUGUUUCUGAAGGACCUUAAAGGCUUUGACCCAGGAGAGAAGUACUUUUAUAACACAUCAUGGGGAGACAUUUCUCUCUGGGAACCUUCUGGAAAGAAAAUGAGAUACCGAACAAAGCCAUACUGUUGUGGCCUCUGUAAAUACUCUACAAAAGUGCUUACUUCAUUCAAAAAUCAUUUACAUCGCUACCAUGAAGAUGAAAUUGACCAAGAGCUGGUGAUCCCUUGCCCAAACUGUGUAUUUUCCUCCCAGCCCAAGGUGGUGGGAAGGCAUUUCAGAAUGUUCCAUGCGCCUGUUCGGAAAGUCCAGAGCUACACGGUGAACAUCUUAGGUGAGACUAAGUCGUCUAGGAGUGAUGUCAUCAGCUUUACGUGUUUGAAGUGUAACUUCUCCAACACUUUGUACUACAGCAUGAAGAAACAUGUGCUGGUAGCCCACUUUCACUAUCUGAUUAAUUCCUACUUCGGCCUGCGAACAGAGGAAGUGAGUGAGCAACCCAGGACUGAUGACUCCCCUUCUACGGAGAAGAUGCCACCCUCUGACAAGUAUUACUGUAAAAAAUGCAAUGCCAACGCCAGCAGCCAGGAUGCAUUAAUGUAUCAUAUUUUGACAUCAGAUACACACAGGGAUUUAGAGAAUAAGCUUAGGUCCGUGAUUUCAGAGCACAUCAAGAAGACUGGACUGUUGAAGCAAAUGCACAUUGCUCCCAAACCAGUGGCGCACUUGGCCAUUCCCCCGAGCAGCAGCGCUCUGGGUGUCCCCGCCACGUCCCCUUGUUUCCAUCUCACCUUGCCACCAAGCAGUCAGAGCCAGACCGCUGUCCAGCCAGUUCAGGGCACGGUCCAGCCAGAGACAGUGACCUCGGGUGUUUCUGGAAGCCUCACCCGUUCUCCGCCCUCCGCUGUCCAGUCCCACGUGACUCUGGUCUCCAGUCCCCUGCCCGGGGGCCAGAACAGCCUUACUCUGCCGCCUGCGCCGCCGCAGCCUGUCUUCCUAUCUCCUGGAGUCCCGCUUCACCAGCCAGCAAACCCUCCUGUGCUGCCCCUGAGUCGGCCAGUGGGGCCUGUCAAGUCCAUUGGAACUGGCGUCCUGCCCAUGAACCAGACCAUCCGCCCAGGCGUGUUACCCCUCAGCCGGCCUGUCGGGUCCGUAAACAGACCAGUUGGGUCUGGAGUUCUUUCGGUAAACAGGCCCGUUGGGUCAGCUGUCCUUCCUGUCAGCCCGUCUGUCACUCCCGGCGUUCUUCAGGCGGUCUCACCAGGAGUGAUUUCUGUGAGUCGGACUGUCCCAUCGGGUGUACUUCCUGCAGGCCAGAUGACCCCUGCUGGAGUUAUCCCUUCAGGGCAGACAGCAACUUCUGGGGUGCUCCCUGCUGGCCAGAUGGUCCAAUCUGGGGUUCUCCCCAUCGGCCAGACGGCUCCGUCGGGUGUUCUUCCCCCUGGGCUGACGGUGCCACCACGGCCGCUCCCUCCUAGCCAGACGGUCCCGCUGCGGGUUCUCCCCGCAGGCCAGGUGGUCCCACCUGGGCUCCUCUCUCCCAACCAGACAGUCUCGUCGAGCCUUCUCCCGGGCAGUCAGGGUGUGAAUUCCGGUGUGCUGCAUCUCAGCCAGCCAGUUGUGUCAGGGGUUCUUCCAGUGAGCCAGCCAGGGAGGCCUGGGGUCCUGCAGCUCAGUCAGUCUGUGAACACCAACAUCCUGCCCGCGAGCCAGCCAGUGAGACCUGGCGUUUCACAGAACACAGCCUUCCUGACGUCAGGCUCCAUUCUCAGGCAGCUGAUACCUACGGGGAAGCAGGUGAAUGGGAUUCCCACAUACACACUUGCCCCAGUAUCUGUCACUCUGCCUGUGCCCCCUGGAGGCGUCGCAGGUGUCACCCCACCCCAGGUGCCCAUCCAGCUCCUGCAGUCGGGUGCAGCCACGCAGAUGGCCAGUCCCGUGGCCGGCAUGCCCUCCCCACCAGUGGUGGUGAGUGCGGCUCCGAAUGUGUUCCUGCAGCCCUCGUCCUCUGUGGCAGAGGCGAGCCCGGGGCUCAAACCGGCGAAGCAGUGGAAGACCUGCCCAGUCUGCAACGAGCUCUUCCCAUCGAAUGUCUACCAGGUGCACAUGGAGGUGGCUCAUAAGCACAGUGAGUCCAGAGCUGUUGAGAAACUGGAGCCAGAAAAGCUGGCUGCAUGCGCACCAUUUUUAAAGUGGAUGAGGGAGAAGACGGUCCGGUGCCUGUCCUGUAAAUGCAUGGUCUCAGAGGAGGAGCUCAUGCACCACCUGCUGAUGCACGGCCUGGGCUGCCUCUUCUGUCCACGCACAUUCCACGACAUCAAGGGCCUCGCAGAGCACAGCAGGACCACGCACCUGGGGAAGAAGAAGUUACCUGUGGAUUACAGUAACAAAGGUUUCCAGCUGGACAUCGAUGCCAAUGGCAACCUGCUCUUUCCCCACCUCGAUUUCAUUACCGUGUUGCCAAAGGAAGAGCUGGGGGAGCGGGAGGUCUACUUGGCAGUCCUGGCUGGGAUACACUCCAAGUCGCUCGUUCCUGUGUACAUUAAGGUGAGGCCGCAGACGGAGGGUGUGCCCGGGGGCCCCAGCAAACAGGUGUUGACCUGCCCUUUUUGCUUUGGCACCUUUCUGACAACCGAGACGUAUGAGCUGCACUUGAAGGACAGGCACCACAUCACCCCCACAGUCCACACGAUUCUGAAGUCUCCAGCUUUCAAAUGCAUCCACUGCUGUGGGGUUUACACUGGGAACAUGACGCUGGCGGCCAUUGCCAUCCACCUGCUGCGCUGCAGGAGUGCCCCGAAGGACAGCAGCUCAGACCUGCAGGUCCAGCCGGACCUCAUCCAGAACAGUGAGCUGCUGCUGGUCAAUGGCGAGGUGGUGCACGACUCCAGCUUCCCUGUGAAGAGGAAGCUGCCCGAGGGCCAUUCUGGGGCUGAAGACGGGCGGGAAGGAGAACAGCGGUCUCUGGUCAUAAACACUGAAGCGGCCCCGGCUCUAGAGAAGGUAACGAGUGUCGUGCCUUUUAAACGACAAAGGAAUGAGAGCAGGACGGAGGGACCACUUGUUGUUAAUGAGGACGCUCUUCAGAUUUUAGCAUUAAAUCCCAAAAAGUAUGAAGACCGUUCAUAUGAAGAGAAAAAGCAAUUUCUUAAAGAUUAUUUCCACAAGAGACCAUACCCUAGUAAAAAGGAAAUAGAGCUGCUGUCCUCACUCUUGUGGGUGUGGAAAAUUGAUGUAGCUUCAUUUUUUGGUAAAAGAAGAUAUAUUUGCAUGAAAGCAAUAAAAAGUCACAAGCCUUCUGUCCUUUUAGGCUUUGAUAUGUCUGAACUUAAAAAUGUUAAACACAGAUUGAACUUUGAGUAUGAACCACAAAAUGUGUAAAAAAAGUAGGAAAGUAGUUUUUUCAAUUGAGAUUUUUAAAAAUGUUAUUUUCUUCACUGUAUAUUGAACUAAUCAAUUUCAGUGGUCUUUAUGCUGCUCUUUAGAUGUAUUUCAGGUGCUCAGCAAGACUUCUGUAUGAAGAAGUGAUAGUUCUUUCAAAGUUACUAUUCCCUGCAGUUGGGUUUUGUCACAGUUACUUUUAGUUUUUUUUCUCUGUCGAGUCAAUUAAAUCUCUCGAUAUUCCAUGCACGCCUUGCUUUCCUGGUAGUGUCAGGACCGCACGUUAAAAACUGAAAUCUACACAUGUUGGUGUUUUCAUUUAAGGAAAUUACAGCUUGUUUCAGAAUACUUAAUUACCUGCAGAUUAAAGCUUUGAUCUCCCUUGGCCUCACGUGUAGCUGCAAGUGAUGCAGUAAAUGUUCAGUGAUGUGAGCUUAGACCCCAUGACGUGUGCGGCUCCUGAGGGUGCAUGGCCUUCACUCCGCCGAUUGCUUCUUUGUAAGAUACUUACUUAUUAGGUUAUGGUUUUCAUUCACAUUUUUUCAGGUUCAUCUUAGCCAUUUUUGAUCAUAAUUCAUAGAGAACCAAAUAUUUUCAUUGGUUAGAAAAUAAAUACCUGAAGUCUGGUAUUUUAGCUCAUAUGCCAAGAGUUAUUUUACAAAUAAAGUAAUUCUGUAGAUGCAGGAAUACUUUUCAGUGUACACUAACCCUCUUUUUGAUAUGGUGAUGAGUCAUUUUUUCAUUCAAGGUGAGACAAUAAAUCUUUAGUGCCUUUAGAUUAAACACUGAAAAUACACAAAUUCUUCUACUAACCUAGCUACUCUUAAACCAUGGAAGGGGAGGACAAAGACCAUGUUACUCAGGAAUAAAGUUUUUACCCCUGAGUGUGGAUACUGACAUGUAAACAUAGGUUUUCAGGGAUAAGGGGAAACCAGUAGACCCAGAGCUAAGUUCUGUGGUUGGGCCAUUAUUUUUUGACAGUUUCCUAGAAGUCAGCAUGUCCGUCCUGGGGAAAUGGGUGCUCUACAGAGCACCCUGGCUGCUGGCUGAUGGGCUGGGCAUAGCUAAGGAACUCCAUUGUGUCACUGUUCUCUGGACAAUUAGACCUCGGGGUUUUUGUUUUUGUUUUUGUUUUUGUUUUUUUUUCACAUAAUCACACAACGUAAAAGAACUUAAAGCACCAGAACCAGUAAUGGAGACCAGCCAGGUGAGACCUUAAGUCAUAUUUACUGCUGGUGACACACAGUAGAGGCACCUGUCCGGUAUGUUCAGAGGAUAUGAGUCUCUGGGAGAUAAGGUAAUGAUACUGUAUGGAUUUAAAAUAUAAUACUUGCAUGUAAUUGCUAUAGUGUGCAUUUUUUGAGGCAGUUGUGCAACUGGUCUGUGAUUAUUGGUGUGCUCUUGUAAAUUCAAAAAGAGGUUGUUGAAGUUUAUUUUUUUUUUUUACCUAUUGUUUUCAGAGUGUCUAUUUUGAAUUAAAAUUUGUUACACCACAACAAAUAGAAUGGUUUAACUCUUGUAAUCAUUAAGAUGUCACUGUGACUUGUGGGAGUGACGUCAGCAUGGAAAUAGGCACCACAUGUAUUUUCUUAAAAAACACACACGCGCCUUGUCGUUGUGAAAACGAGCCAGUAUAACCCAAGAGGCUAGUCAGUUA